AUGCCUCUCCAAUACAGAUCCACAUCGACUCUAGUUGAAGAACAUACAGACGCCAUCAACUGUGUCGCAUUGAGCCCGGAUGGGUUGUUUGUUGCCAGUGGAAGCACCGACAAGCGAAUUGUCGUCUGGUCUCUUUCUUCUGGUCAAGCCAUCCAUCGGCUUGUUACUCAUUCCGCUGUGCUUUCUCUACUUUGGAGAUCUAGCCCUUCACGCAUCAUCUGUGGGACUGCGGAUGGGACGUUGAUCACGGCUGCUUUCAACGAAGAGAAUAUCUACGUCUCUGGCUUUAGUGCACAUUCAAAGCCCAUCGAGUGUUUAUCACUUAGCAAGGGUACCACCGCAUCCCGCCACCUCGCUACGGCAGCACACAAUGUCGUAAAUAUAUGGUCGUCGGUUGAGAACGACACAUAUUGGGACUACGGUGAUACACUCGAUGCACCCCCUUCUACGCCAUACAGCGCAUCACACUCUGUCAUAAUAACAUCAGUUCAGUGGAUGAAUGAUCCCUCUGCCGAUUGUCUUGUCACCGCAUAUCUCCACCACGGGAUAAUAUGCUCGAGACGGGGCACCGGAUCGAUCGAGGUGCUUUGGUCCAUACAUCUACCCCUAUGUGGUGCUUGCAACAUAUCUCCGGCCAAUGAUACGUUGGCAGUAUGCAACAUCACAUCUGGAUUUGACGUAUAUGCGAUUCCAUCUGGCUUACGACGCCUAGUAUUGGAGGUGCCAAGCGAGCCUCCUGGCAUGGCCCUUCCAAUUGUCUACAUACACAAGGGGACCAUGCUUCUCGGAGGAGCAUCCAACGGCAAAGUGCGCUUGUGGGAUGCUCGUAGCGGGGACAUCGUACAGACGCUGCGGUACCAUGGCAAGUUCGAUCCGUUACUCAUCCAAUGUGUUGCGGAAAAUCCCGACACAUUCCUUCUUGCAACGGGAAGCAGUGACCCAGGCGUACCAAAUUCUAUUCAGGUUUGGGAGUUGAGAGAUGUUGCUGAGUGA
Sparassis crispa is the source of this 993-nucleotide messenger RNA. RefSeq names its product WD40 repeat-like protein. The coding region runs from base 1 to 993 and encodes 330 amino acids. The record is from RefSeq and is a predicted model, not a curated record. NCBI's taxonomy places the organism in Eukaryota, Fungi, Basidiomycota, Agaricomycetes, Polyporales, Sparassidaceae. Gene Ontology annotation, molecular function: protein binding. The transcript is spliced from 7 exons.